This is a messenger RNA of Cynara cardunculus var. scolymus (artichoke), 840 nucleotides long. RefSeq lists its product as uncharacterized. The transcript has 2 exons. NCBI's taxonomy places the organism in Eukaryota, Viridiplantae, Streptophyta, Magnoliopsida, Asterales, Asteraceae. Bases 1 to 840 code for a protein of 279 amino acids. The record is from RefSeq and is a predicted model, not a curated record.
AUGGCGGAUAGACGUAAUUGGAAUAUCCAAGAAGAGGAUGUACUAAUUAGCAUUCUACAAGAGAUUGUAGCCGCCGGUGGUAGGAGUGAUAAUGGGUGUUUUCGGACCGGCACGUAUGAGCAAAUUGUUUUAAAGAUGCGUGAAAAGAUUCCGGGCCUUAAUAUAACAUCAAAACACAUCCAAAACAAAAUGAAGCGGCUCAAGGAUAAGUAUUCAGCAGCUUAUGACAUGCUGAAUACAAGUGGAUUCGGUUGGGAUGAUGCGCAUCAAUGCGUAACGGUGGAUGCUCAAGUUUUAGAGGAAUACUUAAAGAAACAUCCAAGCAAAAAUUAUAUUGCCAACAAGCCGUUUCCUCAAUAUGAGCGACUGAAAACAAUAUUUAGAAAAGAUCGAGCCACAGGAUCGAUGGCGGAAUCUGCCGCAGAUGCAUUGGAACACAUAAAUCUUGAAAGUGCAGUCGGGGAUGAUACUGAUGAAUUGAACGUGCCUUUGACUACUCCUUCUAAUGGCGCUUCUGCAUCCUCUAUUCCACAAGAUGUAGAAGCAUCAUCAAAAAAAAGAAAGAGAAAAGCGGGUGUUUCUGAAGAUGCAAUGAAGGUGAUUGAGAAGGGGUUGAAUGUAAUAUCCGAGGAAAUGGGUAAGUUGGUAUCGGUUGUUGGUACUCCGGGUUUACAAACUAUGCCCGAUGAGUUAACCAACAUGGGUUUUGAUGAUGAUCAAGUUAUUGCUAUUAGCAUGUACUUUGCCGAUAACCCGAUUCAACUACGCCUAUGGAAUAGCAUGAACGCUACUUUGAAGCCAAAAUUUGUGGCGACUAUCUUAAAAAAGUUAGACAUGUGA